AUGAAUGUUUCAUGCAAAUUACCACAUUUCCUUCAGCUAUAUUUUAUUUGCAUUGUCGGACUGAUCGGAGUGUGGGGUCUGGAAACCGGAGAUCAUCGACGGACGGACGUCAAAAAUUUACCCACAGCUUUGCCGUUUGGUGUCGAAAUACGUAAAGCUACUGCCGUGGAACAAUAUAAAUCACCGUCAUUCGACGACAAUGGCCACGGGCGAUCGACUAUCAAUCGACAUCAGUCGCAACCCCUUCGAAACCCCAUUCAAGCCGAUGCAAAGUCUGGGAGGGCACAUCAACGGGAACCACGAAAAAACUUCGACACACUCAUCCCAUUAUCCGAGGAAGCGAAAGAUGAACUACAUGCGGUCGAUAAGUCGGAAAACAAUCAAGCGGAAAUGAAACUUUCCCAUCAUCGGCGUCAACCAGGACGUGAAGUUACGAAGGUGGAUGAAGGUGACCAGAAGGCGGCUCGCAUGGUCGACGACCGGCUUCCUGUAGAUGAUGACGUUGUUGACGCUACCAAGGACGAAUACUAUGACGCUGCAAGCAAAGAAGAGAACGAAGGUGAUAAUUAUGAGGAUGGUAAAAUAAUCAAUUCGGGUGCGUUGGACAACUUUUUUGGCGGGAAAUCUACGUCCUCGUCGAAUGGUGCGUCCGGUGUAGAGGAUGAACAUCGGAAGGGUUCGAAAAAUGUGCAUGAUUAUAAAAGGGGAAAUACGGAGGGUGCUGUGGAAUCGAAUGCACAAGAAGAACUCGACGAGGAUGACGAGGACGACGAAGAAGAGGAGGAUGAGGAAGAAGAUGACAGUGAAGUGUCAUAUGGCGAGGAUGUGCUUCCACCGAGUGAAGCGUUUGGCACCUUCGGUGGAAAGGCUGAUGGUGCGUCAAAGGUGGAGGAGGCGCCGUACUUCCUGGUAGAGCCCCAGAGUACUUAUGUGAUCCGGAGCAAGCCGGCCGUCCUGAAGUGCAAAGCAGCCAACACACUGCAGAUUCAUUUCAAGUGCAGUGGCAGUAUCAAGCCUCCUCCCUCGACCGAAGAAUCGCACGUAGACCCUCACAGUGGGGUUCACUUCCAGGAAGUGACGGCCACAAUAUCCCGCGACCUGGUGUACGAGUACUUCGGCAAGCUACCGUUCAAAUGCGAAUGCCACGCCUGGUCCCCUCGCGGAAAAGCCGUCAGCCAACCGGCCUCGAUUAUUGUUGCGUAUUUGAAGAAAAACUUCGAACUACAGGAAACCAGAAUUCGUGCUGAAGUUGGAGAAAAGUUGGAAAUUAGGUGCGUCGCUCCAAAGGGUUAUCCAAAGCCCCAGGUAACAUGGUUGAAAAAUAACUUCACCGUUACAUCAAGUUCUCUAUUGACCUUCACCACUGAAGGAAACAUUGUGAUAACAAGCUUAAAUCUUCAGGACAUAGGAAAUUAUACAUGCGUAGCGGAGAACAUUGCUGGAAAAAGGACAUCAGAAUCAAUCGAGCUGAUCGUUUUCGUGAACGGAGGAUGGAGUCAAUGGAGUGCCUGGCUGGAGUGCCGUUGCCCUGGAAAACCAGCCCAAGGAAGGAAGCGUACACGUACCUGUAGUGAUCCCAUUCCUCUGUAUGGUGGAGCACCUUGCGUAGGGCCGAAUCAACAGAAAACUGCCGAUUGUGUAACUUGUCCGGAAGACACACAAAUAAUUACUCCUAAUGGGUUUGAGGAUAACGCAUUUGUACGCCGUUGGUCCGCAUGGUCUGCAUGGAGCUCGUGCACUAACAAAUGCACCCAAUCAAGGAGACGAAUCUGCCGCACGCAAAAUAUGGACUACUACGAUAAAGCACUUGUGAAGCAUCAUCAACAGUUGGCAGCUCUUAUGGAAGAUCAUAACGAGCAGGAGAGCAGCGCCUACGGCUGUCACGGGAAGGACGUUCAAACCAUCGUUUGUCGUGGUGGCGAAUGCAGAAUUGAUGACACAGCUUCUGAUUGGAUCUUUUAUCUCGGACUCGGGUUCAUUGUGACACUCUGUUUGACAUUCCUGGUGUUUUUGCUGCAUAUGCGACAUCGGCAGAAGAUACCAACGUACUCCAUCACACGGACGACUCCCGAUCAGCACACUUACACACACGAGUUUCAAAAGAAGCUUACGCUUACCUCAAACCCGCCGGACAUCAAUAUACGAGUCAAUGGUUACGAAUACUCAAAUGGAAGCACCAUGGAAGCCCCAAAGAUACCGAGUCAGAGUGUUCCGCUACUUCUGACCAGAUCCACAUCUGAACAUCACUACGACGAACCGCAAUUCAACUCGAUGCAAGCGAUUCAGACGUCAAAUAAGGACGAACCGGGUACGAACGUGUACCAUCAACAGAAGGCUGGGACGGGAGUGGUUCUUCAGCAUCAUUACCAUCAGUAUCACUCACUCGAACAGAGUCACCUUCAACGUCAGAUAACGUCGUCACCUGCCAUCCAAUCUCAAAAGGGUCAGUAUCGCAGCUCCGAAUCUCUAUCGGGGACGUCCAACACAAACACAUCAAACUCAACCUACGCUAUCGCUACGACGGAUUCCCUGGAUACGUCUAGUUCGUCCGAAGCCAUGUACAAAUCGAACUCUGCUCGUCAGGUUGUCACCUCGGAUGGGGGUUGGUUGGAGCUGGAGCAUUUGCAAACAUCGCUCUCGAUCCCCGAGGGAGCCAUCCCAACGGCGCUAAGAAUAAACGUUUUUCUAGCCGUCAUGUACGACUCCAAAGAUACGAUAUUAGUCGAAAAUCAGGUCACUCACAUCAGUCCCACCAUUGUGUGUGGGCCAGCCAAGAGUAAUUUCUCCAAACCGCUCAUCAUCAAGGUUCCGCACUGCGCCGAGGAUAUUGCCAGCUGGAAGGUGUCCCUCUUCUAUAAAGAGGAAGUGACGAACUGCUGGAAAAAGAUUGCGUCAUCAGAGAAUGACGUUCCCAGUCCGCAGGCCUACAUUCAACUUGACCAGCACAAUGCGUACAUCAUGACGCGGAAGCUCGGCAAGUAUCUGCUCGGUGGAGAAAGUCUUUCACCCGAGGUGACCGUCACCAAGCGGCUGAAGAUCGUAAUGUUCGGUCCUGUUCGAAAACCGGAAGCAGACUUCAAUAUUCGCGCCUACGUGCUUGAGGACUACCCGAGUGCUCUGGAACAUUGUAGUGGAAUAGAAACGCGGCUGGGGUACUUCCAGAUCGGACAGAGUUCCCCGUUCCACUUCGCUAACAGUAAAGAAGCGAUGACACUACGGAUCAACUGUUCAGGCGGGUGGACGACGGCGACCGAGUGUUCUAUCCAGAAGAUCCCCUUCAAUCACAUCUGGAAGAAUAUGGCGAUCUUGCACUGUGAAUUCUUGUUGCACAAAUUGACCGAUGAGAUGCCUUGUUUACGAUUGGAGCUAGGUGCCGAGCAGGACAACGGUGCCAAAGUGCUUAUCACGUCGGUGGCGUUCUCGUGA
This is a messenger RNA of Anopheles marshallii, 3426 nucleotides long. RefSeq names its product netrin receptor unc-5-like. NCBI's taxonomy places the organism in Eukaryota, Metazoa, Arthropoda, Insecta, Diptera, Culicidae. Gene Ontology annotation, cellular component: membrane. Gene Ontology annotation, biological process: netrin-activated signaling pathway; motor neuron axon guidance. Gene Ontology annotation, molecular function: netrin receptor activity. The transcript has 10 exons. The record is from RefSeq and is a predicted model, not a curated record. The coding region runs from base 1 to 3426 and encodes 1141 amino acids.